This is a messenger RNA of Hydatigera taeniaeformis, 1791 nucleotides long. NCBI's taxonomy places the organism in Eukaryota, Metazoa, Platyhelminthes, Cestoda, Cyclophyllidea, Taeniidae. The record is from the annotation of a GenBank genome assembly.
AUAUUGGCCGAGGAUACGUCUGAUGUUUUGAUAAAUACAAACUUGGAGGACGAAGAAAGAGCUGAAACCACUCGCGCGAAUAAGCGCAGACUUGCAGGUCUUGGAGGUAUUUUGCAAGAUGAAGAUGAAGAGGUGCUGAUGGGGCUCCGAGAAAAGGGGGUUUUGGAAAAAUAUGAUGUCGAAAUCAAUGGGCUGAAAAAGGCUCAAUUUAUACUUGAGGCCAAUGGUACCUAUGCCACGGAUCACGAGCGUGCCUUGCGUCAUUUGCAGGAGGAGCUCCAAACUGCUCGGCAAAGUCUAGAAGAUAAGGAACUACGUCCAGCUUCCGAUUUUUACACCGCUGACGAGAUGGCGCAGUUCAAGAAGAAGAAGAAGAGGAAAGUUCAGCGAAGGGUUCUGCGCGCGGAUGAUUUGAUUUCAGGUUCAGGAGCCUCAUUCGCUUCCUCUACCGACCACGGUUCUCGAGGCCGUCGUGGGGUGCAGGACAUGGUUGGACCGACGCUGAAGGAGGAGGGGGAGGUAGUGGACGUGAGGAAAGUCGAUGAAGAUAUGAAGCCAUCAGCGCUCGCUCCUUUGAGCGGCUUGAAUCCUGCGAUCGCGGCUCUCCUCUCUGUUCAAACGGUUCCCGAGGAGGAAGACCAGCUUGAUGAUGAUGUUGACCGGUGGAUCGCGGAACCACUAGAACCAGACAACCUUCAAUUAGAGCUGGAGAAGACGCUGAGUCGUGUUCGCAACGCCAAUCUGGCAAAGUCUAUUUUGAAACCUGAAGAAAGGUUGCAAGCGGUAAUGAAGGAGGUGGAAUCUGGAGCAGUUGUUCCGAGGGCCCAGUAUGCAAGUUCCAGUGGUGGCGGCGGUCUCGUGUUCGAUGCAACUGCAGAGUUUUUUAAACAGAUCUCGGGUGGACUUCAGAACGAUGUGACUGCGAAGCUGGUGAAGCGGGAAGAGGAUUCGGAAUUAGAGGCGGAGGCGGAGGCAGAAGCAGAGGUCCAAAGAAGACAGCGGGCGCGCGAUAGAGAUUUGAGAGGCGAGCGACACCACCGUGAUAGCAGCAGUCGAUGCAUCUCGUCUACCAGUGAGCAACGCUUUUCCUACAAUUCGUUGUUAUUACACUCUUCACACUUGCCGUUUCAACGUGGUGUUGCAGAGCACUCCUCGUCUCGCCGUCACUACGAAGAAAAGGUUCCUGUGAACAAGUCGUUCAGCAAAGGGAGGCUCAAAGAUGGGGAGGAUAAGGAUGGUACUAAUGUCAUCUCUUUCGCUCCCACUGCAUCCGCUGGAGGAGGAGUGUUUGAGGAGGAACCUACUCUGAAUCAAGGCGUCUUUUCGGCUUUGCUUCUGGCUCAGAAAAAGGGCUACGUGGAAGAGGAGAAGGAGAAAGAACGUCCGAUGGGUCAAUUGGUGAACUUGAUGGCGAAGCACUACGUAAAGGAGGAUGUCCGUUACGACGAUAUUGACGCUAAGUUUGCCAAACGUGAACGCUACAAUGGUCCUCUGUGCGACUUUCGCGAAAAGUCCAGCUAUAAGCCGGACGUAAAACUCUACUACGUGGACGAGAUGGGCCGUAACCUCACUCCCAAGGAGGCUUUUCGACAGCUCAGUCACAAAUUCCAUGGCAAGGGGUCGGGCAAGAAGAAGACUGAAAGACGAACCAAGAAGAUAAUUGAGGAGGCGCUCAUCAAAAAUAGUGUUGGCUCGGACACUCCGUUGGGAACGCUAGACAAAUUGAACAAGAAACUUGAAAAACAAGGAACACCAUAUGUUGUACUGAGUGGAAAGGGUUCUGCCACGUAG